CAGGCCAGGCCCCCACCCGAGGCCUCCCUUCCUUGUGCUGGAGCCAACCCUACCUGAGUCCUGAGCCCACAGACAAGGGAGGGGUGGGGCCUGGCGGCUGUGAGCCACAAGUAGGGCCCUGAGGGGAGGAGGGAGGGCAGGAUAGUGGGUGCUCUUAAGUCUGAAGUGAACUACGCCUCCCUCACUCCUCACCUGGCCUCUGAGCUGUCUUGAUCCCAGGAGCCAGAAGUGAACACAGCCGCUGCCUGCCCUGGACCCCAGGUCCUGCAAAGCUCCUGGUUGGCAAGUGACACCUCUGGGUCCUAAGUGAGGCUGGUGAGAAGCCGGAGCUGCACCGCCAGGUCGCUGCCCCUGCCAUGUCGCAGGUGAUGCCCAGAUCCCUGCUGGCAGGCGGCCACGCCGUCUGCUUGCCUCCCUGCGAGGAACCCAGGAGGGUCCUGCACCCAGCACCCAGCCCCACCCUGCCGCCCCCGUAUCCUUACUACACCACGGAAGGCUGGGGAGCCCAGGCCCUGAUGGCCUCCACGCCCUGCAAGGAGCCCCCCAACAGGCUCCAGCAGGCCCCCCAGGCUGGAGCCAAAGCCAGCUGCCUCCUGCGGUCCCCUGGUGAGCAGCCCUCAGGGGCCCUGGAGGACUCCUACAUUGGCUUCUCACUGGAGAGCCUCAACCAGAUGAUUCUGGAACUGGACCCCACCUUCCAGCUGCUCCCCACAGGGUCGGGUGGCCCGUGGGCAGAGCCCACCCAGAGCACUACCUCACAGAGAAGGAAAGAAGAGCCUGAAGUCUUGGAUAUAAAGUACAUCGAGGUGACCUCCGCCAGAUCAAGGUGCCACGAUGGCCCCCAGCGCUGCUCCAGCCCAUCUGUCACCCCGCCUUUCGGCUCCCCACGCAAUGGUGGCCUCCUCCUUUCCAGAGACAUCCCCCGAGAGACUCGAAGCAGCAGUGAAAGCCUCAUCUUCUCUGGGAACCAAGGCAUUGGGCACCAGCGCCCUCCUCCCCCGCCUGGGGCUCUGUCCUCUCAUCCCCCACCCUCUCCCACCAUCUCCAUCCCUUGCACGAGGAGCAAGGCCUCAGGCCCCCAUGGCUUUGGUUCCCCCCUGAUGGCUUCUCCAGGCCUGGAGAAGGGCCUGGGAGGCCCAGCCACACUUGGAGGCAACGGGGUCUCUAUGGUGUCGGCCCACCCAGCGACGGAUGUCAGCUACGUAUUUGGAAGCAGCCAGUCUCUCCUCCGCUCCAGCAUCUCCAGCCCACAGUCAUCUUCUAGGUCCUUGGAAAGCCCAGCCAGCUCUUCCUCCAGUCUCCACAGCCUUGGCCCAGGGUCCCUGUGCACAAGAGCCAGUGACAACCAGGUGCCCAGCAGUACCACACCAAGCAGGGGCCAGCCCAGAGCAGCCUGCUCCCCGCCACUGGACAAGGAGCAUGCCAGCAGCUGCCCCCCAUCCAUCGCCAACUCCAUGGUGGACAUACCCAUCGUGCUGAUCAACGGCUGCCCAGAACCAGGGUCUUCCCCACCCCAGCGGACCCCAGGACCCCAGGACUUUGUGCGACCUGGGGCUGCUCCUGCCAGCAACCCUUGUCCAGCCACCAGGAGCCACAGCCAGACCCUGCCAGAUGCCUCUCCUACCGCAUCCCCACAUGGUCCCGCCAGGGACAUGCAGCCCACCAUGAAGUUCGUGAUGGACACCUCUAAGUACUGGUUUAAGCCAAGCAUCACCCGAGAGCAAGCAAUCGAGCUGCUGAGGAAGGAGGAGCCGGGGGCUUUCGUCAUGAGGGACAGUUCUUCAUUCCGAGGCUCCUUCGGCCUUGCCUUGAAGGUGCAGGAGGCCCCCACGCCUACCCAGAACCGAUCAGGAGAGGACAGCAGUGACCUUAUCCGCCACUUCCUCAUCGAGUCUUCCGCCAAAGGGGUGCAUCUCAAAGGAGCGGACGAGGAGCCCUACUUCGGGAGCCUCUCUGCCUUUGUGUGCCAGCAUUCCAUCAUGCCCCUGGCCCUGCCCUGCAAACUCACCAUUCCGCAGAAAGAAUUGGGAGGCGGAGAGGGAGCCUCAGACGCCCCUACAGACAGCAGGGCCUCUGGCCUGAAGAGAUCUGCGAGAUCUGCGGGCUGCCAUGUUCUGUACCUGAGCUCUGUAAGUGUGGAGACCCUGACAGGAGCCCUGGCUGUGCAGAAGGCCAUCUCAACCAUCUUGGAGAGGGACGUCCUCCCCACGCCCACUGUGGUCCACUUCAAAGUCACGGAGCAGGGCAUCACCCUGACCGACGUCCAGAGGAAGGUGUUUUUCCGGCGCCAUUACCCCCUCAGCACCCUCCGCUUCUGUGGCAUGGACCCCGAGCAACGCAAGUGGCAGAAGUACUGCAAGCCCUCCUGGAUCUUUGGGUUUGUGGCCAAGAGCCAGACCAACUCACAGGAGAAUGUGUGCCACCUCUUCGCGGAGUAUGACACGGUCCAGCCAGCCUCACAGGUCAUCAGCCUGGUGGGUGCCCUGCUGCAGGACACAGAAAGGAUGUAGGGGGGCUCUCCCUGCACGUGCUCCCGGAUAUCCCAAGGGAAUUGCUCGGAAAUCCCCUCCACCCCCUGAACAAGUGGCCGUAGCCCCACUGAUAGACCAAUGCAUUGAACUCCCCGGUCUCAGUUUCCUCAUCCAUGAAAGGAGGCCAGUAGACAGGGUCAGUUGUUCUUCUCAGACUCUGGGGGGAUCCGAACAAGCCCCCUGUGAUUCUGAAGCACACCCUCACCUGAGGACCCCCACAGGAAAACAACCUCUGAGGACAACUGACUCCAUCAGCCUGGACGCUGCCGACACAGCAGCCUGAGUUAGAGACCUGUGUCCCUGUUUCAUGGCAAACAGCAGGUGCUGGGUCGGACCAAGGGGCCCUGGCCAGGGCUGGGCUGGGCUGGGAGCAGAUGGAUGCAAUGAUUCUCCAA
Myotis davidii is the source of this 2926-nucleotide messenger RNA. RefSeq names its product tensin 4 (gene TNS4). The record is from RefSeq and is a predicted model, not a curated record. Gene Ontology annotation, molecular function: protein binding. Bases 357 to 2510 code for a protein of 717 amino acids. The transcript has 13 exons. NCBI's taxonomy places the organism in Eukaryota, Metazoa, Chordata, Mammalia, Chiroptera, Vespertilionidae.